AGCUGACUGAACCGGAGGAGACGCGCAGAAACAAAAAGAUGGCAGAGUGAGUUUGCGGUGGUCAGCCGAAACGAAGACAAAUCAAGGAUAUUUUGACAUAGAUAUUGAGAAGAAAAUACAGUGAAGAUAUUUUUUCGCGUCUAAUAAUUUCCCAAAAUGCCGCUCUUUGGUUCCUCUUCGAUGUUUGACCCUGAAGUGGAAAAAGCGACUGAUGAGUGCAAUACAGCUGAAGAUUGGCAAGCUAUCAUGGACAUUUGUGACAAGAUGAAGACUUCGCCAAAUGGUCCAAAGGAAGGAAUGAGAGCUAUAAUGAAAAGAAUCUCUCAUGUGGUACCUCAUGUUUCUAUGCAGGCACUGACUCUUCUAAGUGCAUGUGUAAAUAAUUGCGGAAAACCUUUUCAACUGGAGCUUUGCUCAAGAAAUUGGAUAAAUGAAGCUCGUGUUGUAAUUCAGAGGGGCCAUCCAAAAGUGAGUGAGAAGCUUAAAGAACUUAUUGAACAAUGGGCAGAAGAAUUCAAGAAUGAUCCCCAAUUGAAUCUACUUCCUCAGUUUUAUCGCAAGCUGAAAUCAGAGGGUAUUAGUUUUUCAAAGUCUGAACCAGAUACCAAAGUAAAAUCAAAGAAGGAAGAGCUAGAAUUCAAGGAGGAUAUUGAUCUAGCUAUUGCAUUGUCAUUGCACGAUUCAGCCCCUGUCAGCAAGGGUUCUACACAAAAUUACAACCCACCUGCUAGUAGCCCGGCAAUAUCUGCUCCCGAGCGAGAACCCCGUAAAGCUAGAGCCUUAUACGACUUCGAAGCAGCAGAAGAUAAUGAACUGUCAUUCAAAUCUGGUGAAAUUAUUCUAGUUUCUGAUGACAGUGAUCAAAACUGGUGGAAAGGUCAAGGAACUCGCGGGGAAGGCCUGUUUCCAGCUAAUUUCGUCACGACAGAUUUGACUCAGCCACCACCAGAAGAACCAAAAAAAGAGAAGAAAAAAGUUAGAUUUAGCGAUGAAACAGAGCAAAAGAAAGAGAGAAUCAAAGCUACACGACCAAAAGUGGUAAUUAGCGAGGAAAAAUUAGAGUCUUGUCUUGCAAUGCUAAAGAAUGCUAGUCCAACUGAAGAGGAAGAUGAGGAGGAAACAAUUAGAGAAUAUGAAGAAAAUUGUAUGGAAAUGGCACCGUUGAUAGAAAAGAAAAUUACAAAUUCUGAAAGAAAACAAUUAGAACUGAACGAGUUAAAUCAAAAAUUUAUCCAAGCUAUAACAAUGUAUCAACAGAGUAUGAAAGAACCACUGCCCGCUCCCACCAUCCCAGCUUACAAUUCACCACAGAUGCAGUAUCAAGGAAUGCCCGGCUAUUCAUCCCCAUAUCAGCAAGCUCAAGCCCAGCCACAGAUGUACAGUGGGGCUCAGAUGCCCCCUGGGAGUAUGCAGGGUAAUUUACAAUAUUCCUCCAUGGUAAUGGGCCAACCGGUAUCGAUGGAUGCUGCUUAUUCGAGUCAAGGUCCUCCAAGCAUCGGUGCACAGCCACAGUUCCAAGGAUAUAGCCAAGACAUACAACAAAACACAGGGUAUCAAGACGCAGGAUAUUACAUGGCGGCUAGUACCCAGGACUCCUAUGCUCAAUCGCGGCAAACUGCUGCUUAUGAUUACAAUCAGCAACAGCAGCAACAGCAAUUGUAUUCUCAAGCCGCUGUAUACCAGUAGGAUCUCGCACGGCAAUGGUUAGCUUGCUAAAUUUGUAUUUAAUGCAGUAAAAUUAUAUCUAACUGUACAUUAGGCGAAUGGCAAACUGCUUUAAGUAAAUUCUUUGCAGCAUAUGUUAACUGUUGUUUGUUGAAGUGCUGUUUAGCUUUUAAAUUCAUUGGAUGUUUAGAGAGCUGUCCUAAAUUUAAAAGCUGUUCUGCUACAUCAUGUCGUAAUAAAGGAUAGUAAGUAUACUGCACCUGAAAACGGUUAUGAAUCUACCACAUCAACUCUCUUUUGUAUACUAAAGUAUACUAUUUUAUUUUCCUUCUAUUGUAUUAUAUUUUUGGUCUGGGGAAAGAGACGAGACUGCACAUGUCCCAACUUGCAAGCUCGCCUACCGUACACCGAACCUAACAGAGCUUUUUAGUUGGUCAUAUUUUAUUAAUUGUGUUGUAAAUUAGGUGGUAGACGGUCUAGUCUGAUAGCUUUUUGUUCUGUGAAAAAUUUUGUGCAUUCGUUCACCUUGUUAGAGCUAAGAGUUCAUUGCAUUUGGUAAAUCCAAGCUAGCAGUUAUCGAUUGAAUACCCGCCAGUGGAAACCCAAAAAAUGGAGUUAGGCAACCUCAGUAAACUACAGAGGAAGAUGUGUUGCCUGAUGCAAAAGAUUGCAUUUUAGUUCCGGCGGUUUGAGUCAAAAUCUCAUUCUAAGAGUUUGGAGAACCUAAACUAAAGUUGUCUUCUAUUUUUAGCAUUACAUGGAAAACCUUGUUACUAUCUUUGCCUCUUUUCCUGUUUCAAUUUGUUUUUAAGCAUUCACAGAGUGUUCCACCCGAUUGUCUUUUAGCCUUAUUUUAAAGCCAGAUUUUUCUUUUUGUGCUGGAUCCUUUUUUCAGUACUUUGGAGUCUGCCUGUCAAGUUAGAAUAACUCCAAAGUAAAAGCUGUGUACAUAAUAUUGUUGUAAGGAUUUUCUUCUCGUUUUUCCCGAAAAGCUUAUUAUUUAUAUGGGAGUAUGGUAACGAUAACUCUUUGAAACUUUUUCAGGAUGAGCCUCUCUCCUUUAAUAUAUUUCGUGGUGCUUCAUUGAAAAUUUGCGUCUGCAGUAGCUUAAAUUCCUAUAAGUUUACUGGGCAUCUAGGAUUUAAGUAAGCUACUAUAAUAGGCAUAUUGAAAUUCAUAAUCAAGCUAAGCACAUUUGCUUGCUUCCAUUUAUCUCUAUCAUGGCCAGUUUUCAGCAAAAGCUAAAUAUCUCAAUUUGUUGUAUGUGCUGUAUUCAAAUAAGCAUCGGCAAUAAAUUUUGAAUAUUUCGAACUGGAAGCUGUUGUACUGACCGGCCUAGCUUGUACUGUCUAAUGACUAAAAUAUCCAGAUUUGAAUGUUGUAAUUGUCUUUAAAUUAAUGUCACUCGAUUAUGAUUAAGGUUUAUAUUGUAUUUUCGAUUAGUUUGGUGACUUAAGUUGAUAGUGCCUAUAUGUAGAACCAUGUUGAUCGUGAUCGACGUAUUCGUGUGAAUUAACAAUCAAUUGUUGAAAUACACUUCUAUAUGAUA
Molecule: messenger RNA, 3214 nt
Organism: Rhopilema esculentum
Lineage: Eukaryota; Metazoa; Cnidaria; Scyphozoa; Rhizostomeae; Rhizostomatidae
Product: signal transducing adapter molecule 1
Biological process (GO): protein transport to vacuole involved in ubiquitin-dependent protein catabolic process via the multivesicular body sorting pathway
Cellular component (GO): ESCRT-0 complex
Molecular function (GO): phosphatidylinositol binding; ubiquitin binding
Source: RefSeq, a predicted model, not a curated record